GGCUGGUCUCGCGCUUCCCGCGGGGACCGGACGGACGACGGCGACGCGAGCUCCGGGCCACCGCCACGGACACGUAGGCUCCCUGAACUCCGGCUGGUCGCUUGUGUCUCACCAUCAUGUCAAGUGUCUGAUAAGCGGGUUCCUCCGACUAUCGAAGUGACUUUGCCCUCGGCACGGGUCCUCUCGUCUCGGCUCCGACCGGACCCACCGGACCCACUGGGGUUCCGGGGUGAGGUCCAGUGAAGGGACACACGGCUCGGACCGUCCGAGGGCACAGGACGACGGGCAGGAGAGGAGCAGAAGGAUGGAGGAGUCUGACUUGCUGAAGGAGCGGCUCCAGGCGAUCACUGAGAUAAAGAGAUAGUUGCUCCUAGAAUCGCUAUCAGCGGAUCAGGCUCCCCGAUGCUUAGGCCCCAGAAAAACAGUGGAACCUGGUUUUCCAUCAAGUGUUAAGUCAGUUGAGGAGUUUUGCAGCCACAGCGAUCUGCUACAUGAGAAGCACCGCAUUCAGGAAGUCGUUCGACAGAAGAAGCUGGAACUGGACCAAGAGAAAUUUCAACUCCAGCAUCUGAAGAAAAAAGCUCUGCGAGAGAAGUGGCUGCUGCAGGACUCGGCUUCCCACAAUGCAACGGGCUCUCCACAGCAACAGAGCCUUCUGUCUGACCAGCAGCGAACCAAAGCACUGCAGCUCCACAUCCACAGGAUAGAAAUGGAGGUGGAGUUUCUGGAGCGACAGGAGUCUGUGAUUUCCACCAAUGAGAGUUUCAUCCUCAACAGGCUGAAGGCUGUAGAGAGAAGUCCAGAGGAAAUUAUUAAGGAGGCGCAAGAAAACUUUGUUCCUGAACCAUUAAAGGUCACCACAGAACCCCCGUCUCCACCAGCCGAUAAUCCCACUGAGCCGAUGGCACCAAGAAAGACUCUGUUUGCCAUGGAGAUCAACGUGAGUAAAAACCUGCUGACAGGGCAGAGCACCGUCCUCUCCACAGCCUCCGUCCCCCCGGAGCAGCUACGCCAACACACCGGGCUCAAGGUGUACGAUGACGGCAGGAAGAGUGUGUAUGCGCUCAAUUCACGUUCACAGGGGUCACAUGACCUGAGCUGUAGAUCUGAGCUGUCAGCCAGAGAAGUGGAACAGCUGCUGAGAGGCGCCACCGUGCAUCGCCGGGUAAACCAGCAGAACUACCAGCAGAACUACCAGAAGAACUACCAGCAGAACUACCAGAAGAACUACCAGCAGAACUACCAGCAGAACUUCCACCAAACUCCCAGCAGAAGGGAGGAGCAUUGUUUUUACAACCACCAAGAUGAGGGAGACAACGUGGAUGGACGUGACCUCAGUAACCAGGGAAGACGCCAUGGCAACAACACCGUGGAGACAAGCUCAAGCUGCAGGCUGAGAAACCGACAGGACUAUGAGCAUCACUCUGGUUACCAGGAGGGCCCGUACUGUCGGCAGGAAGAGAGACGUAACCUGAAGGACAGUCAUCGCGUUGGAAACCACAGGGAUGUGGGACUUCACCAUGGCAAUCUGAAAGCUCAUCACUAUAGUUCUAACCAGGGUCAGGAAGGUCGGCCUUCGAGGAGCAGCAGGUCCAAUGGCUGUCCUACUCCGAGAUCACAUGACCAGGAAGCAGUGUCGGCCCACCAACCCCAGCUCUGCUAUACUCCAGCCAAUCAAAUACCUCUCAGCGAUUACAUUAGUGUUGACACAGAGGAACUUUAUUGUUACAGCCUGCCCCCCUACCACUCUGCUCUGUACGGUGGCCCCGCCCCCUCCGACAGAGUUCCCUCCCCCCUCUGUGGAGAAGACACCCCUUACACUAUUAUCAACGCCGUGGCAACCACAGAGCCCAUCACAGCCAUCUUCAUGGGCUUCCAAACAGCACAGGAUGACAGUGGGCGGGGUCAGGAGUUCGAGGGCUCCUUGAGGGCCGAGCUGGUCGUCAUCGAGGACGGCGGGGAAAGUGUUGACGACGGCAACGUGAGGGACAAGAAGAGCCACUCGCUGUCGCCGCCGGUCUGCAGCUCUGUGGGAGGAGGAGAGGGGCUUGGAGACAGACAGACAGACAGACGGACGGCACCAGGUAUUAAAAGGAUCCCGAAAAAUCAUAAAGCCUGCUGUACUGUUUGCUAACUGUGCUAACUAAUGCAUGUGUGUCCAACACUAAUCCAGUUCAUAUGGUGACACUUGAAACUAGGUUAACUAUUGAGGUAGUGUGAGAAUGAGGUGGGAUGUUAGAACUGACUCACUGUGAACAUCCAGUCAAAGAAGCCACACUUCUCAUGAGUUUGGCGAAAACCGAAACAGGAUUUUACAAUUAUCAGUUGAACUCAAACGCACCUCCCAACAUGGAACACGUGUCAGCGAGAUGCUGUCCUUAAUCCUCUGCAGCAUAAUGCAUUUCUCUGCUGUUAUAUAUAGUAAAUCAUUAAUAAUAUAUAUAUAUAUAUGCAGCACAAAAUGAGAAGUAUCAACUACACUGAUGUGUGUACUCUCCUCUGGCGCCCUCUGCUGGUGUGAAGGUGUUGAAGUGACUUUAAAAAAAGUCAAUAACUUCUAACUUCUACAAUUACUCUUUUUUAAUUUAAUUAUUCUCAUUUUUUUAUGAUAAGUUUAUAUAUAUUUAAAGUAUUUUAGUAAUAAUGUAUAGUGGCGUUUAGUAAAUACCAAAGUUCAGUGUUUUCCAAAGUAGAUUUCAGAGACACUUAGUUCAAGUGAGACAACUUCUUUAAACACCGUCACACAUGGAGACAUGAAAUCUCCAGGAGUCUGAGAUUUUUUUUUUUUUUUAAUGAAAUGAUAUAUUUAUGAAAAUAUUAUGGCCAAGGGCAAACUAUUUGUCUUCCACUGUCACGUGGUGAAACAUGCCAGGCACACUUCAUAAUAGAUACAAAAUAUAUAAUUAUAUUAGAAUGUGUAGAAUCAAAGUCAGAUGUUUGUUUUUUUUAAAUAAAAAAAAAAAUGUUUUGCCCGAUGAUGAUGUUGACACUUUUAUACUAACCUCAGAUGUUUGUACUGUAAAGGAGCAUGUGGACAACAUGUCAUUACACUACUUUAAUAAAUCUGUCUGUGUUGAUCUAA
Molecule: messenger RNA, 3082 nt
Organism: Scophthalmus maximus (turbot)
Lineage: Eukaryota; Metazoa; Chordata; Actinopteri; Pleuronectiformes; Scophthalmidae
Gene: palmda
Product: palmdelphin a
Exons: 10
Coding region: 710-2134 (474 amino acids)
Biological process (GO): regulation of cell shape
Cellular component (GO): membrane; cytoplasm
Source: RefSeq, a predicted model, not a curated record